AUGAAAGCCCUCCCAAUCGAACUCCUCCAACAAAUAUGCUCCGUCCUCUGUCCUCAUUGCGUAAACAUUAACACCAAUGACCAGCCCUCAUGCCGCCACGCGCUAGCAUCUCUCUCUCGCACAAGCCAUCUUCUCCGCGCCGUCGCGCAACCAUUCCUCUUCCAUCGCCUAAAACUACACACCGGAUCAACAUGCAAAUUUCUACGCCUACUCUAUGAGCGACCGCACUUGGCUUCAAGCGUCAAACAACUCCUCCCCCUGAGACACGAAUUAUUCUUCGAUGGCUCCAAGGAAGAUAUCCAAAUCCUUAGGCGGGCCGCGCGGGAGUUACUUCUUGACGUAGACGGUGACCCAAACUUUGAGCAAUCGUAUGGAGAUCAUGACGAAAAACACUUUCUGACCGAGCUCGCGAUUGCGUUGUUGCCGAAUUUAGAGGCGUGCGUGAUGGAGAUUGAGUAUGACCUUCCAGAUGAGAAUCUUGUAACUACCAAUCGUUUUUUGGCUAGUCGAUUCAAACGGCUUGCGACAACAGAUCAGCAGAAGCCGGGACUGCCAAAACUUCGUACCUUGCGUUUUGCGAAGGAAGGCUAUCAGGCAUUCAAUCUUGCCACGCCGGGGAUUGCGGUGUUAUUGAAUGCGGCGCCGAAUUUGGAACGGUUGGUGUUUGAUGGGACGCAUGGAGUUGAGAAGCUAUAUCAGGGAUGGCCUGGAAAUAUUGAGCUUAUGGCUCCCGCACUACGGAAUUUGAGGGUAUUGUCUAUCACGUAUACGGGGCUGGGGAAUGCCGAGGAUGAUUUUGAGUUUAGACUAUUGAGACGGCUUGUGCAGCUAUGUACGCGGUUGGAGACGUUUCGAUUUCGUGGCGAGGGUCCGUUUUCGUGGGAUUUGGAUGGACGGCAUUUGCCGCCGUCGAAGUUUCUGGAGGCGCUUGAGCCUGUAAGAGAAAGGUUGAAAGUUCUUGAUUUUGAUCUCCCGAAAUCAGAUCAUCCCGGCCCACUGGAUGACUGGACCUUGACUCGCCAGUCUUUUACUUCGUUUACGCGCUUGGAGUCUUUGCAUCUGGACGGGUUCAUGUUUUGUCAUCACUUUGUAGAUGUCGUGAUGAAGCGGAGUCCGAGGGCUAGUACGACAUGUCUGACUGAUAUCCUGCCGCCGACGGUACGGUUCUUGUCGGUGAUGCUUGUGCAUAAAGGACGAGUCUGGGAUGAUCUGUGCCACCUUGGCCGUGUUGCGGACACAGAAUUUCCGCAACUAAAAACGGUGACUAUUGAAAGAGAAAAUGUGCUAGAUGGGGUAUUGACGCGCGCCAUGAGACGUAAAGCGCGAGAGGCAUUUGAACAGUCUCGAGUUCGGCUGUCUAUUACAAAGGAAAAAUGCUAUGAUGAGGAUAUGGCAUUUGAGGAUGUGUACGAUUACAAUAAGUAA
Talaromyces amestolkiae is the source of this 1425-nucleotide messenger RNA. RefSeq lists its product as uncharacterized. The record is from RefSeq and is a predicted model, not a curated record. Lineage: Eukaryota; Fungi; Ascomycota; Eurotiomycetes; Eurotiales; Trichocomaceae. The transcript has a single exon. The coding region runs from base 1 to 1425 and encodes 474 amino acids.